This is a messenger RNA of Symbiodinium pilosum, 2316 nucleotides long. NCBI's taxonomy places the organism in Eukaryota, Dinophyceae, Suessiales, Symbiodiniaceae. The record is from the annotation of a GenBank genome assembly.
AUGGGAGCUCAGAGCAGUGCGGAAGCGGAGCGCCCUGACACCGCGUCGGCUGCAGCCGUGCCUCCCGAUCAACCACGUGUCCUGGGCCUGCACGAGUUGAGACUCCAAGACAUAGAGGCUGCCAAAGCCGAAGAGACAGAAUUGAACUUCAAGCUCGAGAAGAAGCCCAAGUGGGAACGCUUCUGUGCAAAUGCUGUAUGGUUCCUAGUGGUCUUGGCUAUCUCCUCCACCGUGCUGGGGGUGCCUGAAUUCCAUGACAUAUCUGUGGCAUUCCUCAUGUGCUCCAGCUUGAUCGCAGGAUUUUCUGGCUCCUACCUAUGGACCAGAGCGAGCACACGACAUGCCAGCUCAACAGCUGGCUUCUUGCUCUUGACCUGGAUCGUCGGCCUCGCACAAACUGGUCAGCAAAGGUCUGUGGAGUAUGUGAAGGAGCACUUGAUGGGCCUGAUGUUCUUCGCAGUUGCAGAAGCAUUUUGUCGUGCCAUCCAAGCAGUUUGGGUCCUCUAUCUCCCACUACAGCGCUUGGAUGCACUGCAGCUUACGGCUGGUACUGAGUUCAUCCCCAUACCAGACCUGAAGCGUCGAGCUCGCCGAGUUGGAUAUGCCUACGCUCCCAUGUGUGCACUCGGUAGCGUCUUCACCAUGUUGUGGCUGGAAUCGCUGUGGGUCGGACGUGACAAUGACAACAAGAUGGUGAUGUACUACAACCCUACAUGGCGAAUCUGCCAGAGCGUGUCUCAAAGCAUUGUCCAGAUUCUUUGGUUAUACAUCCUGUUCGUCUACCGCGAGAUUAUGACCGCAUGCAAGCAGAUUGCGAAACGCCUGAAGGGCACAAUGCAAGUCGUGGAGAUCUCCAGCAGCUCAGAGGCCUGCUAUGAAGCCUUUAAGAUGGCACAGAGAACCAUCAGCAUGGAGCGCUGGGGUCUGCGUGUCAUUUGGCUCAGUACCAUUCUGCUCGGCCCUCUUGUAGCCUUGCUGACGGAUGUUCUUGAUCCCAAAUCGAAAGCGGGGGGGUACAUUCGUGCCCUGCUUUUGCUGGUGAACAUCGGAGGAGCUUGGUUGUUGGCCAAUGCACAUGGGAUGAGCAAAGAGAAGGAGUUUGGCUUCACAAUCCUCUCUGCGUUAGUCUUUGGCUUGCUCUUCUCAGGCUUCAACGUGGCAAAGGUCAGCAUCGUUCUCUGCCCCUUGUUGCUGGUCUUGGCCCUGUUGGCGUGCAUUAUUGGCAAUUUUCAUCGUUUGCAGGACUGGAUCUCUGCAUGCAUCUGCAGAGUGCAAGAACACUUUUCAGACACCCGGCGCAGUGGCAUGGAGGCGGAAUGGCGCAAGAAGGUCACGAGCCUGUCGCGGCGAGGUAUCACUGCGAGGUCCUUGAUUCACUUCUACCAGAAGUUGGGCCAAGAUCUCAUGCCACAUUACCGGGCUGCGGUGCAUACUACGAAUGAUGUGGUGCGACAGGCCAUCAUCCCUUGCACGAAGGAGAUGCGCUGCGCCUAUGCCGAGCUGGAGGGGCCUCGCAGGGCUGAGAAGAUGGUGACCCACAGCUGGCAGAACUUGUUCUGCGAUCUCAUCGCAGCAGUGAUUGCUGAUGCGGUGCAGGAGACAAGCUUUGACUUGGUGGCAAGUUUGUUGGAGAGUGACGCAUCAAUCCUUGAAACACUGCUAGAGCAGAAAGGCACUGCUGACAAUGUCUAUUGGAUUUGCGCCUUCUCCGUGAACCAACAUGCCGGAAUUUGCGGUGGAAAUCCCAAGCAGGAUCGGGAUUCCUUGACAGGCCAGGUGCACCAGGUCUGUGACUGCGGCCUGCCAAAGAUGUUCAACAACACUCCACCGUUGGCAGGGAAUGGUGAAAGCAUCGGCUGUGAAAUGAACAAGUUCGAUGACAUGAUGGCCUUACUUGCGGCCGGCAACCCGGACUUUGCACAAGUGGUUGCUGUGGACACCUCAUUCGGGCUUUUCAGCCGAGCUUGGUGUGUUGCAGAAUUGGUGAAAGCAGAUGAGACGAAGCUCAAGCAACAUGUCAAGAUGCACUCGAUGCCGAUCUUGAAGCAACGGGCUGGCAGCCUGCGCAACUUGAGAGUGCAGGAUAUGCAGGCCUCUCGUCCGGAGGAUGUGGAUCACAUUCUGAGCAGAAUUGACAACAAGGAUGAGUUCAACCAGAAGUUGCAGAGGCUGAUCUUUGACAAAGCGGGCCUGUUGUCUACCUGGUGCCAUCUUGAUGCCUCCCGUCGGAUGGAAGAAGUGGGGAACCUCCUGAAGUGGGGCGUCGCGGAUGAUGGCAAAGGCGAAGUUUGGCAGUUCUGGAACAAGUGGACUUAG